GUGGACGAUCGACUCGCGCAAGGAUAUCCCGUAUAUGCAUAACGAGUAGUUAGUUCCUCUCGUGGAAGACUGACAAGCAGUCACAUUGGAGCUUAAAACGCAAGAAAACUUACCCUAGGACGGACUUUAUCGGACGCAGUACAUCUGUACUGUACGACUUGGAAUCGCCCAAUUGAUAACGAGUUCAGAACAUGGCUACAAACGAAGAAGUGGUCCGAAAUGUCGAUGCAGAGGCGUACGACCCGGACAAGCCCCAACAGUACGGGGAGGCUUUUCCUCCUCUCGCUUCUGCCCCCCUAUUUGGGGCGGGGCCCAAACUGGCUCACCCAGCUGUAGCUAUGGAAAAGACGAUCUGGAGUAACAAAAUGACAAUGAAAACAUCAACUUGCACUCAGGUGUUUACCGUGCCCAUGGAAGAAAGAAGAUUCAAAGAAUUCAAUGAACAGAGUUUUGGAGAUGAAACUGACCAGGCAAAGAUCUGUAAAGAAAUAAUGGCCCGCAACAAUGUGUCAAUUGAAAUGAGCUGUGCCAAGGACCAGAGCUUGACAGUUGUCAUCCAUGGAAAAGAUCAGCAUGUUAUGAAAGCCAGAAGAGAAAUAGUCGGUCGUUUACAGACACAGGCAAAUACUUUAUUGAAGAUACCAAGGGAACACCAUAGAUUCAUCCUUGGAAAGAGUGGCAAGAAACUCCAAGACCUAGAACUGGCUACACAGACCAAGAUUACCAUCCCCCGACCAGAAGAGAACUCGGACAUGAUCAAAAUCACGGGAACCAAAGAAGGCAUCGACAAGGCCAAACAUGAGAUACAGAUAACAUCAGACGAACAGGCUAAACUGGCUUUUGAGCGUCUACCUGUACCAAAAGUGUAUCACCCCUUUAUUUGUGGACCUAAAAAUGAAAAUAUAAAAAAGUGGAUAGAGGAAACUGGGGCCAAAAUCCACAUGCCCCCACCCAGCGUGAUGAAGGACGAGAUCGUUGUUACUGGAGAGGUGGAUGGAGUCCUCAAAUGUAAAGCCAACAUUAUGAAGAUUUAUGAGGAAAAGAAACGUAAGUGUCAGACAGUGUCAGUUGAGGUGCGGAAGUCUCAGCAUAAGUACAUCAUUGGGCCACGUGGAAAUGGCGUCCACGAAAUUCUGGCCGCAACUGGAGUGUCUGUCGAGGUACCACCAGUCGAUAGUUCACUUGAGACCAUCACCCUGCGUGGUGAACAGGACAAGCUUGGACCAGCACUCACCAUGGUCUACUCUAAGGCCAACAGUGUUGUGUUUGCCGAGGUUAAGGCUCAGACAUGGCUGCAUAAAUAUGUGAUAGGACGACAGGGAGCCAAUGUGAGGAAGAUCACGGAACAAUUCUCAAAGGUACACAUUGAGUUCACUGAUGGAGCAGAUAAGAUUGUUGUUGAGGGCCCACCAGAGGAGGUGGAAUCUGCUGUCAAGGAGUUGGAGGCUGCUGUAAAGGACCUGCAAUCUCGCAUGGACUUCACUGAAGUAAACAUUGAUCAAAGAUUCCACAAACAUAUCAUCGGGAAGUCGGGACAGAACAUCACAAGGAUUAAGAAUGCCACUGGAGUAUCCAUUAAAAUACCAUCUGAUACUGAGCACAGCAACAUCAUCAGGAUUGAAGGUGAACCAAGUGGUGUGAUCAAGGCCAAGGAAGAGCUCAUGGAGAUGGCCCAGCGCAUGGAAAAUGAAAAGAGCAGAGAUAUUCUGAUUGAGCAGCGUUUCCAUCGCUCGAUCAUAGGAGCCAGAGGAGAGAAUAUCAGAGAGAUAAGGGACCGCUUCAAUCAAGUCCAAAUCACCUUCCCUGAUCCUGGCAAAAAGAGUGAUAUUGUUACAUUGAGGGGACCAAAGACUGAUGUGGACAAGUGUUUCAAGCAUCUCACACAAGUACAGCAAGAUAUGGUUGCUAGUAACUACCAGGCCCCUGUUCACAUCUUCAAGGACUUCCAUAAGAACAUCAUUGGAAAAGGUGGAGCUACAAUCAGAAAGAUCCGUGAAGAAACCAACACCAGGAUUGAUCUGCCGAGUGAAGACAAUGAAUCAGAUGUUAUCCUCAUCACUGGAAAAAAGGCUGAUGUAGAGGCUGCUAGGGCACAGAUUGAGACUAUACAGAAGGAUCUGGCCAACAUUAAAGAAGCUGUGGUGACCAUACCUCACAAAUUACACAACUCGAUCAUCGGUGCCAAGGGGAGACUAAUCAGGUCCAUCAUGGAAGAGUGUGGUGGUGUCAUCAUUCGUUUUCCUACUGAGGGAAAUGUCAGCGACAAAGUUAUUAUCCGUGGACCAACUGCAGAUGUAGAGAAUGCCAAAACACAACUAAUGGAAUUGGCCACUGAGAAGCAACAGUCAAGUUUCACAGCAGAAGUUAGAGCCAAACCCGAAUAUCACAGAUUCCUCAUUGGUAGGGGAGGCACCAACAUCAGGAAGGUACGCGAGAAGACUGGAGCUAGAGUUAUCUUCCCUAGUUCUGAGGACCAAGAGCAGGAGCUCAUCAGCAUCAUUGGCAAGAAAGAAUCUGUUGACAUGGCCAAGAUUGAGCUGGAAGGUCUAAUAAAAAAUCUGGAUAAUAUUGUUGAGGGAGAGAUGAAUGUCGACCCAAAACAUCACAGACACUUUGUGGCAAGACGAGGUGAGGUUCUCCGCCACAUCGCUGAGCAGUAUGGCGGUGUGACAGUCAGCUUUCCCCGCAGUGGUGUCAAAAGUGACCGAGUUGUCAUCAAGGGCUCCAAAGAUUGUGUUGAGGGAGCAAAGAAACGCAUUCAGGAAAUUGUCAACGAUCUGGACUCGCAGGUGACGAUGGACUGUGUGAUCUUACAGCAACACCACCGCACAGUGAUGGGCACACGUGGCUCAAAUGUACAGGAGAUUACACGUACAUAUGAUGUCGGCAUCAAGUUUCCUGAGAGGCCUGUUGCCAAUGGAGAUAAAGUUGUUACAGAAAACCAUAAAGAUGGUGGUGGUAUGGUGAAUGGUGAAGUGAAUGGUGAAACCCCUGCUCCUGAAACCCCUGCUCCUGAAACCCCUGCUCCUGACCAAUCUCCUAAGAAAAAUGACAUUAUAGUCAUCACAGGCAAAUUAGAGAACUGUGAACAGGCCAAGGAGGCACUGCUGACGCUUGUUCCCAUUGUGGAUGAAAUGACCAUCAGAUACGACUUCCAUCGUUUCAUCAUCGGACAACAGGGAAAAGAUGUACGCCGAAUGAUGAAAGAGCAUGACGUCAACAUCUCUAUCCCCCCGGCCAGUGAGCACUGCGAGACAGUCAAAGUCACUGGCCCUCCGGCUAAUGUACGCAGAGCCAUAGCUGCUCUCUCUGAUCGAUGUGACGAGCUGGAACGAGAAAUGGAAGAGAGGGAACUGAAAAGCUUUCAACUGACCAUCGAAGUUGAGUCUAGCCUCCACCCAAAAAUCAUAGGACGCAGAGGUGCAGUCAUCUCCAAGAUCCGUAAGGACCAUGAUGUCAUCAUCCAGUUCCCGAACCGAGAAGAAGAUGCCCAGAACACCAUCACCAUCACAGGCUACGAAAAGGAUACACAGGCUGCCAAAGACGAUAUCUUGAAAAUCGUUCAGGAAUAUGAAGAAAUGGUUACUGUCGAGUGUCGUGUAGACCACAGAGUUCAUCCACGCAUCAUUGGACAACGUGGACGCAACAUUCGCAAGUUGAUGGAUCAGUUCAAGGUUGAUAUGCGUUUCCCACGUACUGACACUGAUGAUCCAGAUGUCAUUUUCAUCACUGGUGCAGAGGAAGCUGUAGAAGAUUGUCAGGACCAUCUCCUCAACAUAGAGGAGGAAUUUCUCCAGGACGUGAUAGACCAGGAAGCCAUGCAACAGCUUACUAGACCACCAAGUAAGCAGGGAGGUGGUGGCAGACGCAACCCAGAACCUCCCCAGGGUUUCUUGGUUGCUAAUGGCCCAUGGGAUAGCGUUCCAGAUACCACCAGCACAGAAGAGUUCCCCUCGUUCGGUGCUGUUACUGCUCCCAACCCUGGUCGCGCCUGGGGACCCACACCCUUUGGCAAGAGGUAGACACUGCUAACACGACUGUGAAGCUCACCAUUAGAUAUGGUUUCUGUCCUCUCAACAGUGUUUAAACAUGUUUGAGUCCUGUGUGUUUGACCGGCCCUAUGUUUUGACACCUAUAUUUCUCGGGACAGUUGGCCCUGUUUAUCACCUCUUGGCUGUGGUAUUUGCCAUCAGAGGGUCGCUGUUCCUUUUGGUAGGAUUGGUCAAAAUAACCAUUGACUAGUUUCUGGUACCUCAUUGGAAUUUUGAACUUUCAAGGUUGAUUAAAAAAAAUGAAAUUACCUUGCUUUUGGGAGAUAAGGAAGUACUAUUUGUGCCAUUCUAUCAGUUUGUAAAAAAUCUCUCAUUUCAUUGUUUGAUUUACACAAAUGUCAGCAAUGUUUUUUUUUUUUUUUUUUUUUUUUUUUUUAAAAGUUNUACUUAAUGGGUAAGGGAGGGGGGUGGAUUAUAAUGAAACUUGAAUGAAUGCUGAUGUAUGGGUGUGGUGUGAUACUUUGUGAUUCAUUUAUUAAUACUUAAUAUUGAAUCAACUGCCAUAUAGAUUCCAAGCAUUUCGAUGCCUUAGUGUCUCCUCACUUUCAAGUUAUUUUUCUCCUUUUUGUAUAUGGAUGCUGUUAAGACUAGAAGGAUGUAUUUGUUAUUGUAAACCCAUACUUUCUGUUUGUUAUGCAAGCAUUUUAAAAGUUUUAUCAUUGAAAUUUUUAACAGUGAUAUAUACGACUGGAUUCGAAAGCCUUCCGUUUUCAAUGCUGCCCUGCAAUAUAUUGUUUACUGAAGAAUCUUGAGUGAUGCUGUUAGCAUAAUUUUGUUCAUUGGAAACACCAACCACUGAUCACGGAAACAUCUUCCACAAUUUCUGUGACUGGUUUCUACUUCAGCUAAAAUAUCAGAAAACUGGUAUUGACUAUUUACAUCUACACAAGAAGUUUUGAGUUGUGAUCUACAAUUGCCAUGUAUAUUAUUUGUUUUAAUUUUCCUCUGCUUUUCAUGCUGAUAUUCGGCACAAUAUUUGUGUAACAUUUUGAUUAGAGCUCAUCAGUGUAAAUUGAUUUGAUGUGUAGUUGUGGAUGGUAGCAACAAUUAUGUUGACCCAGUGAGUUAAUUCAACAAUGAAAUUGUGUAUGAUUUCCAUGUGGUGGAGGUGAUGUUAGUGCUAAAUAGAAGGGGAAAAAAUCAUGUAUCAUAAUUAAUAUAUAUAUUAACAUCAUGAUUCAAAUUAUUCUUUGUUUGAUAAACCAUUCAGUAUCUCCUUUAUAUGACAACCCUGGCAUCCCCGUAGCGGCACAUGGAAUGUCUGACUGGGCAUUAAGGCAUAGUUGAUGGGGAGGGGGAAAGGGUUUUAUUUGAUGUAUGAAGUGUGUUUGUUGUAUAAAUGCAGCUAUAAUGGUAUGAAUCCCUAGAUGUUUGCUCUCACCAUAUCUUUAAACUAGUCACUGUACCUCCCUAACUUUUACAUUAAAAAUUAAAAAAAAAAAUGUUCAAGAAGAUGUAGAAUUAGACGGAAUAAUGAAUCAUUGCAGCUCUUAACUGGUAUUGUCCACAGAUUGCAUUUUAAUUCCUCAUUAAAUAGUAGCAUCUGCUUUAACUUUUUAUUGAAAAAAGCAUAUUUUAUCAGUAUUUGAUAUAUAUAUAUUAUUGAUAUAAAAGAAAAAUGAGAAAAUCUCACCAUAUAGUACCAAUACUGGUGUAGUCAUACCACUAUACCCUGUGACCUCCCACCUCAGUGUUGGUAAUGUAAGGAGCUAACAUAUGAAAGCUGAGGUGCAAGAGUUACCGGUCCUGAUAAACAUUUAUGCAAUAUACAUGUAUUUAACAUGUGAGCUAUGUCCUAACCACAAGGUCCAUGUAGUUGUCUCUGUCAGGAGCAUAUCUCUUUUGUGCCACUCACCAUAACAAAGGUCAGAUGUUUGCCUCGGGUAAAUCAACUAUAGCCUCGUUUCUAUGGUGACUGUACAGUGUUUCCAUGGUAAUAGUAUGGUUGUGCAAACAGAUUUUUGUUACUUUUUUUCUAUUGUUGAUUUUAGAAUUUUAGUGUAAAUUGUUACUGGUUUGCCCACAGCUAUGUUUAAAGUUGGGCAUAAUUGUAAUGAAAUAUUACAAUAACAAUUGUUCAACAUUUUACACACAUGUAAAUUUGAUUAUACAAGAGACUAGACGUGUUUUCCCACUGUAUACACACAUUAUAAUUUUAGGAUAUCAACGACCUAUGUCAAGGACUAUGUUCUUUAUCCUGCUACCCUUCAUUUACUGUGAUUCAAUGUUCUUCAGAACACUUGAACAGAAAAAUAAAAAUUGAGAAAAAAUAUA
Molecule: messenger RNA, 6326 nt
Organism: Mizuhopecten yessoensis (Yesso scallop)
Lineage: Eukaryota; Metazoa; Mollusca; Bivalvia; Pectinida; Pectinidae
Product: vigilin-like
Exons: 25
Coding region: 192-4022 (1276 amino acids)
Cellular component (GO): nucleus; cytoplasm
Molecular function (GO): mRNA binding
Source: RefSeq, a predicted model, not a curated record